This is a messenger RNA of Anarrhichthys ocellatus (wolf-eel), 786 nucleotides long. It is a transcript of the gene nr0b2b, whose product is annotated as nuclear receptor subfamily 0, group B, member 2b. The record is from RefSeq and is a predicted model, not a curated record. The transcript has 2 exons. Lineage: Eukaryota; Metazoa; Chordata; Actinopteri; Perciformes; Anarhichadidae. Gene Ontology annotation, molecular function: transcription factor binding; transcription corepressor activity. Bases 1 to 786 code for a protein of 261 amino acids. Gene Ontology annotation, cellular component: cytoplasm; nucleus. Gene Ontology annotation, biological process: circadian rhythm; negative regulation of transcription by RNA polymerase II.
AUGUUUCCUCUGGAAGAGAUUACAAACCACUCUUGCUCUGGUUACCGGGAUCAGCCUCCUCACACGAUCCUUUACAACAUCUUGAGCGGGAGCGAGAGUCGCUACCUCAAUGACAAACUGAACCGUGACGCCACAGCACACAACUGCCCCUGUGAGCAGAGGCGGGCGGUUUGCCUCAAGGACCCAAAGGCCACCUGCCAAGUGGCCUCCAGCGUGCUGGUCAAAACCAUCUGCUUCGUGAGAAGUUUGCCAUCCUUCAGUCAGCUUCCAUCAGGAGAUCAGUCAUCUUUGUUAAGACACUGCUGGGUUCCUCUAUUUGUUCUGGGGCUGGCCCAAGAAAAGAUAGUCUUUGAGGUGACGGAUGCACCAAAUACGAGUAUCCUUAGAAAGAUUCUGCUCGGACCAGGACUCGCGGGCAACGAGGCUGACCGACCAACUGCUGCUGGACUCCACAACUUGAGAGCUUGCUUGCAUAAGCUGUGGAAUCUGGAUCUCAGUCCAAAGGAGUAUGCUUAUCUAAAAGGGGCUUUGCUGUUCAACUCAGCUGUUCAAGGAUUGAACGCCUCGUCGUUCAUCGAAGGCCUCCAACAGGAAGCUCAGAGAGCUCUUCGAGAAGUCAUCCACCUCCUGCACCCAGAGGACGCCGCUCGCUUCAGUCACGUCCUUCGAGCAGCCUCCACCAUUCAGAGCGUCAGCCACAGCCUGGUCACAGAACUCUUCUUCAAGCCAGUAAUUGGCAACGCAAAUAUGUUGCAUUUAUUAACAGAGAUGUUGUUUGUGCAAUGA